AUGGAAGUAAUAGAACAAGUAGUUAGAGACACAGAGGAGCUAAUUAACCGCAAAGUAUUAGCGGUCUACUUAAGAGGAUCACGAAUGCGUGGCUUAAAUGACGAUGGAUCAGACUAUGAUUUAACUGUUAUAACAAACCCAAUGAAGAGAGAACUUUUAACUAAUGUGAUAUUUAGUGAGAAGUUGAGAUUACCGCAGUACAAUGUUGAGGGGAAUAUUACGACAACUGCACAUUUAUUUAAAAUGCUUUUAAAAGGAUCUCCUAUUGCUUUAGAGACAAUCCAUGCCCAACCCAUUUAUAUUGACAAAAGCUACAAGAUUUUAGCUUCAUUCUUAUAUGAAAGCAGGAAAAUAAUACUCCAAUCUCGCGCUAGGAGCUAUUUAUUAAGCAACAUUAGAAUGUGUAAAAUGAAUCUUAAUCGGACGGUGAAACAAAGUGAUCCAAAAAAGAUAAGAAAAAGCUUGAUCUAUGCAAAAAUGGUUCUUCUUCAGUGCGACAGUGUGUCAAGUGGGGACAGCUUGGACUUUGGAGUACCCUUUAAUAUUGAGUUGAGAGAUUACUUGUGUGGAAUGAAAGAAAAGAGUACAUUGAAGGACUAUGAAAUGUGUUUAGAAGAAAUGAAUGAAAAAGAGGUUCUUUAUACUAGUGAUUCAUAUCAGGAUAAUAAAUCAUUGUCUAUAUUUGAUGACUUGGAAAGCAAGAUAUUUGAUGUGCUCUUUUUUGACCGACAGUUAGAGAAUGUUUGA
Messenger RNA from Debaryomyces fabryi, 747 nucleotides. RefSeq lists its product as uncharacterized. The record is from RefSeq and is a predicted model, not a curated record. Gene Ontology annotation, molecular function: nucleotidyltransferase activity. Bases 1 to 747 code for a protein of 248 amino acids. The transcript has a single exon. NCBI's taxonomy places the organism in Eukaryota, Fungi, Ascomycota, Pichiomycetes, Serinales, Debaryomycetaceae.